AUGUCGUGGCCUUCCGCAUCAUCAGAUUCAAUCGCUUCUGAAAGCUCGCAGCAAGAAAUAGCAGUGGCAGAGCCCCAGACGUGGGGUCAUCGUGGCGCUGGUCAUGGUAUCGAUGAGAGAGAUUGGUUCGGCGCCUUCUACGUUCCGCGCAAUGACCCUACCUCUAUUACCCCGGAAUGGCCACCGAGCGCUCGAGAGGAAUCCGAAUCUGUGGCUCAAUAUAGCACUGAGGAACAGUUGCAGAGUUGUAUCUCUUGUGGUACGCCCACACAAGAACUACAGCAGCUGAGUUGCGGCCAUCUCUGGGGUCGUGCUUGCUUGAUAGCAAGGAUCGAGCUUGCCUUGCAGGGCUUUGGACUCAACUGGCCUGCCCGUUGCUGCCAAAAAAUCGACGAUGACGAGAUGAAGAGUUUGGCGCCAUUUCUCGGAGAAAGCGUUGUUCAAAUGUAUUUGAACAAGUACGAAGAGAUGGAGACACCAAGAGAUCAGCGGAUAUAUUGCGCCAAUCCUCGCUGCUCGGUUUUUCUUGGCCAGCGAGGGACGGGUGUCCACUUGGACGCUUGCCUCGAAUGCGGCACAUCUACUUGUCUCGCCUGUGGGAACAUGGAACCGCUGCAUGACCACGAUGAGUGCCCCUCGGAAACGACAAGAGUAUCCCAUCAGGAAUUGAUCAAUUCUGGAAAAUUGCAGCAGUGCCCAGGCUGCCCUGAGGUCGUGGAAUUACGAGAAGCAUGCAACCACAUAACGUUAGAAUCCAGAAGUGCUUUAGACGACUUCGCUGACCGUAUUUUAGGUGUCUAUGUGGUACUGAAUUUUGCUUCUCGUGCGGACAAUUCUGGAGAACGUGUUACUGCGCCUUAUAUCCCGGCGGUGAAAACGAGGCUGAGGAGGGCCAGCAAGAUGAGGCGGCCGAGGCAGCAGAAGAGGCCUUCGCAGCCGCUCGGGCAACUUGUCUGCAUCCAAUGUUCAACAACGCGACAAGACAGACGCGGUGUGAGUACUGUGGCCACUCAUCGGGAGUUCGGAUGUACAGGUGUGCGCGAUGCAGGACGACUGCUUGUUAUGACUGCUAUGAUCGAUUGA
Molecule: messenger RNA, 1083 nt
Organism: Endocarpon pusillum Z07020
Lineage: Eukaryota; Fungi; Ascomycota; Eurotiomycetes; Verrucariales; Verrucariaceae
Exons: 1
Coding region: 1-1083 (360 amino acids)
Biological process (GO): positive regulation of proteasomal ubiquitin-dependent protein catabolic process; protein polyubiquitination; ubiquitin-dependent protein catabolic process
Cellular component (GO): ubiquitin ligase complex; cytoplasm
Molecular function (GO): ubiquitin conjugating enzyme binding; zinc ion binding; ubiquitin protein ligase activity
Source: RefSeq, a predicted model, not a curated record